Westerdykella ornata is the source of this 1344-nucleotide messenger RNA. Its product is annotated as phosphatases II. The transcript has 2 exons. Gene Ontology annotation, cellular component: cytoplasm; nucleoplasm. The coding region runs from base 143 to 1087 and encodes 314 amino acids. Gene Ontology annotation, biological process: regulation of ERK1 and ERK2 cascade; negative regulation of protein binding; negative regulation of SCF-dependent proteasomal ubiquitin-dependent catabolic process. Gene Ontology annotation, molecular function: F-box domain binding. The record is from RefSeq and is a predicted model, not a curated record. NCBI's taxonomy places the organism in Eukaryota, Fungi, Ascomycota, Dothideomycetes, Pleosporales, Sporormiaceae.
CAGAUGACCGGACAUAUUAUUGCUGCCUCCACAAGACACCGCCCGCUGCACAAAUUCCUUCCCGCAUAGCGAAAAGCUCAACCCCCGCUCGCCACAGCUGCCCCAACACCUCAACCAAUAGUCGAAGGCAUCCGCACGUAGUAUGGACGCAACCAUUUCGGAUCUCUCGGCUACACACAAGCGCCAAUACGCCUACAGCUAUCGGCUUCCCACUCCUCCUCGGGUUGUCGUCCCCCCACCGUCGUCCGCAAGUGAGAUACGGAGUUUGCAGGUCCGCGAGGCCCAUAAUGACACGGCCGAGGAGGAGCCCAUCGAUACAAGCUUCCUCAAGGACUUCAACUUGACUGAAGGCAUGCAAAGUAACCCCGUCCUUGCCUGGAAAUACGCGCAGCGGAGGGAAGCACAAGCAAUCCUUCCGUGGCUAUAUCUCGGUCCUGUCAAUGCGGCCAAAGACUCGACUUAUCUCAUGCGCGAAGGCAUAACCAUGACAUUGGCCGUCCGGACGAAUGAAAAUGCAAUGAAGACUGCUAUUCAAGCUGGGCGGCAGGUCUGCCAUGAAGUUGCGACCAUCGAAGUACCAGACAGUCCUGCCCUCAUUCGGGCCUUUCCCCGUGCUACCAGGAUCAUCACCCGACACGUUGCAGAGAUCCAGCGUCUCACAGCGUCCACCCCGAAUCCGCGGCUUGGGCGUGUGCUUGUGUUUUGCGAGUCUGGGAAUGAACAGUCGGCGGCUGUUGUGGCAGCAUAUUUGAUGGAGAUACUGGACGAUUUCGAUUUCCUCAGAGCCAUGAACCUCUGCCAAUCGCAGCGCUUCUGCGUCUUUUUCACCGACAGCAUCAAGACCAGCCUUCGGUCGUACUGGGACAUUAUUCAAGCCCGACGAACUGUCUUCGGCUCACGCACGACCAUGCCACAGUCUCCACGCUCUCCCAAAGGGCAGCCACACCAAUCUGCAUCUUCAGCACAUCACAAGAGGACGAUUCGAGACACGAUGGACGACGAAGAUGUCGACAUGGAGGAUGGCAUGGAUCUCGACGAUGUCCAACGCUUUAGCGGGAGGUCAAUUGUGCCUUUCAGCGAUGGCUGAGAGAGGGAGAGUUGGGCACAUCAACGGCGCAGCGGCCAUGUUGUCGCUCCCUCGGGUAUGCAUUGCGCGGUUGCUAUAUUCCUAGCGGGAGACAACAUAUGGCGGAGUUGGGGUCAUGCAUGGCAUCUUCUGCAUGUUUGGACGCAGACGGGUAUAGACUGGCCCGGCGACUGCCGCCGACCUGGGCGGCCUCAGUAGAUACCUAGGUAUGGUUACAACAAUCUGAAAGCGCGGCGAGUUUGCAUGAGUGAAAGUGA